AUGAGUACCGCCCAACAGCCAUCAUUCCCAUCGUACAUUACGAUCCUGCACAAAAUACAAGUGCUUGAGGAGCAACGCAACCAUCCCCUUAAGCAGAGCAAGCUUGACGUACUGCACGCCAUGCUUGCACUUAGCAAACUAAAAAGCACGCACGAUGCGAUCAAAGUGAUCAAUGAUACGGCAUCAGAGUUGCAAGCUGUUUAUGAAAGGCUGUGUGGCAACUUGAAUGCACAGAUUGAUCGUGUUGUGGACGACGAAGUGGUUAAGAAAGUGCGAAGCAAUCCUAAGAUGAAGUACAGGAAACGAGCUGAAGAAUUGCUCAGGAAAAGGGCACAGGGCAGGAAGGUUGUACUUAACACGCGAAAGACGAGGACAAACAAAUUUAACAGAUAGUAUGGUUUAGCGGUAGGUUGUUGUUUAUGCACCAAUAAGUUUAGUAUGCAAAAUAAAAUUGAUUACGCGGAAUA
This is a messenger RNA of Vavraia culicis subsp. floridensis, 467 nucleotides long. RefSeq lists its product as uncharacterized. The transcript has a single exon. Lineage: Eukaryota; Fungi; Microsporidia; Pleistophoridae. The record is from RefSeq and is a predicted model, not a curated record. Bases 1 to 393 code for a protein of 130 amino acids.